Molecule: messenger RNA, 741 nt
Organism: Amphibalanus amphitrite
Lineage: Eukaryota; Metazoa; Arthropoda; Thecostraca; Balanomorpha; Balanidae
Product: acyl-CoA-binding domain-containing protein 6-like
Exons: 1
Coding region: 1-741 (246 amino acids)
Molecular function (GO): fatty-acyl-CoA binding; protein binding
Source: RefSeq, a predicted model, not a curated record
AUGGGCGACCUAGAAAAGGAAAUGAUCUCCGAAGCGUUCGACGACGCGGCGCGCUGCGUGGAGCUCCUCGCCUCUUCCGGUCGCCUGCCGGACGACGAUCUUCUCAGACUAUACGCGUGUUACAAACAGGCAACCUGCGGCGAAUGCCGCGGGCAGAGACCGGGACUGUUCAGCCUCUCCGCACGGCGCAAAUUCGACGCAUGGAAAUCUCUGGGCGAGAUGACGGAACUCGAGGCGAAGCGGCGCUAUGUGGAGAUUCUCACCGAGCUGCAGCCCAACUGGAUGUCUGGAGGGGACGCCGAAACCGCCGGCCAGCCGCGGGGACUUGGUAUCGCCGUCUCCACUCCAGUCCGUGCAGAGGAAGAUGGCGCCACGGUCGGCGACGACGCGUCCCCUCUGGAUUUGGUAAAGGCGGGGAGGUGUGAUCUACUAGCCCAGCGGGCCACAUUUGACUGCGAGUCGGCUGACGGAGAGGGUCUGCGUCUUCUUCACUGGGCUGCCGAUCGCGGUCAUGUCGACAUAGUUCGUCUGCUGCUCACCAGAGGCGCCACUGUCGACUGCCGUGACGCGGAUGGGCAGACGCCGCUCCACUACGCGGCUAGCUGCGGGCACACAGAAGUCGCGAGGGUGCUCCUGGAGGCGGGCGCGGACCCGAAGGUCACUGACACGGACGGAGUGACGCCGGCGGAGGGGGCGGAGGGAGAGGUCAGGUCACUGCUGGACCAGGCGGGCAAAACUUGA